AAAAAAUUCUUUACACUUCACUCUAUUGUAUUUCUGAAAUUGAUCACUUCAUAGUCGGUAUCGACCACAGUUUGUAUUAACGGGGAAGUAAAAGAGAUUGUAAUUUUUGGACUCAAAAACAUGCAUUAUAUCGCGUUUAUUUCGUAUGUCUGCCAUUUCGUCACGUUAUUUUGUGUUUCUGCACAAUUUCACGGUUCUAACGAGAACAAUAUUAUUCAUUUUUCACCCGCCUACGCCAUCGCCUCGAGAGCUAGUCUUCUCGGUUCGGCAACAUGUGCAACGGAAUUACGAGAUUUCCUAGACGCUGUUGAUCAACGGAUUCUGUGGGGUUUAAAAACAUUGGAUUCUAGUGGGGGACUCAAAUCAGGUUUCCUUUAUGGAAAUAAUUUUUGGCUUGGCAGUCGUAGUCAGUGCCUCGAUAUUAUGAACAGGACUCCCUUCGAGAUCGCAAAACGACACAUAUUAAAUAACACGCGAUACCGCGAUCCGCAGAAUGAGUUCCCACCUUUCCAACUGAAUUAUUUCGUUGCUUAUAUCAGACACAACAGUACUCUUCAGUAUCACAUCAAUAUAUUCAAUGAAGACCUGAUUACGCUCGGCCUCUGUUUGCCCGCAUCCUGUUCCAUGAAUAAUAUAAGUUUCAUUCUAGAAGGAAUAUUUAGAGAUAGAGUUCUUUUAAUCAAUGAUCUCUAUUCCAUGAAUCUCAGCCUGAUCCAAGUAAAAAACUUAAAGAAUGAUCACCAAUGGCUAUUAAGUGGUGCGAUACCUUUCGUAUGUAUUGUUUUAGUGCUUACCUUUGCCAUGAUGAUAAGCGGUACAAUGUACGAUAUAUUCAUAUAUCAAACACAUUUAAAGACAAAGACUAAAACUGUCGUUAAUGAAGAAAACACGGUCGAGGAGCUGCAAAUGUCCGAUUUGUCGUCUUCGUGUGAGAAAAAUAGAAUCGGGAACGUAUUAAUGUGUUUCUCCGUUUACACAAGUACAAAGAAAAUAUUUAACACAAAAUUGGACACCGAAGCAAUAGCCGUCAUUCACGGCAUAAAAUCUCUGACCAUGCUUUGGAUAAUUACAUGUCACACCGCAUAUUACGCGAUGGACUCUUUCGACAAUAAAAUAUCGACGCUGAGAAUGGCCAAAGGUGUCCCCAUGCAAGUAUUCACCAACUCAACUGUAUCGGUUGACACUUAUUUCUUUUUAAGCGGAUUUUUAUUGGCUUACAUGUAUUUAAAGAAUAAAAUAGACAAGGAACGAAUUAAGCCGAUUCAUUACAGAGAGAAGCUAAACGAGUUCUUUAUCAUCACAAUAAACAGAUAUAUCCGGUUGACACCGGCUUAUGUAAUGAUGGUAGGAAUAGCGCAAUUGACCUCAGCUUGGUACGACAAGACUUCGCAAUUCUACGUUGAUGAGAGACUGCACGAAACUUGCGCAAAAUACUGGUGGAGAAAUGUCUUGUACAUACAUAAUCUAUUCGGUUAUAAUACGAUGUGCUUGUCCUGGAGUUGGUAUCUAUCCAGCGAUAUGCAAUUCUUUAUAAUCGGUCUGGCGCUUUUAAUUCUGUCAACUGUCUAUUUUUACGUGGCUGUUGUCAUACUAAGUACAAUUUUGAUAGCCUCGGUUAUCCUAAGUGGUUAUAUCUCAUACAUUUAUGAAUUUGUUCCGACUUUCGACGAACAGUACAGACUCAAAGAUGUCUUAUACUUUCCACCAUGGAUUCGAAUUGGUCCAUAUAUUAUUGGAAUGAUUACAGGUUACAUUAUAAGAAGAUUUAACAAAAAAAUAGCCUUGAAAAAGAAUGUUGUAAUUUUAUAUUGGAUUCUUGGUGCUGCUUGCAACAUUUUGGUGUUAUUUGGUCUUUACAAUCGACAAAUAUCAGUUCUAUCUACUGCUAUCUAUGUUGCAUUAAGUAGAACAGUCUGGGCCAUAGGCAUAGCAUGGAUUGUAAUAAUGUGUUGCACUGAGCAUGGAGGUAUUAUUAAGGAGCUUUUAUCAUGGAAAAUCUGGAUUCCUCUUAGCAGACUUACAUACUGCGCUUACCUUAUAAAUCCUGUUAUCAUACGUUCGAUUAGUUUGAAUAGUGAAACAUCUGUUCAUUCAGAAUUUCUGCCCACGAUCACUACGUCCAUAGGAUACUUGGUGAUUAGUUAUUUCUGUGCAUAUGCAUUGUCUUUAACGGUAGAGUCACCAUAUAUCCUAUUAAUGCAAAUGUUUAGACAAUCUCUUAACAGAAAAAGGACCAAGAGAUUAUAAUUUCGCAUAUAUGAUUGCGAUGGAAAUAAUGUAAUAUAAUAAUUGUAAUUACAAUUCAAUAAUAUAAAGUCAAAUUUUAGACGUUGAUGCCUCUAUACAUUUGGGUGAAGGCAUAUUCGACUGUGAUGGAACUAAGUAAUAACUAGGCACAAUUUGCGUGAACUAUGUGGA
This is a messenger RNA of Trachymyrmex cornetzi, 2418 nucleotides long. Its product is annotated as nose resistant to fluoxetine protein 6-like. Bases 121 to 2247 code for a protein of 708 amino acids. The transcript has 13 exons. Lineage: Eukaryota; Metazoa; Arthropoda; Insecta; Hymenoptera; Formicidae. Gene Ontology annotation, molecular function: acyltransferase activity, transferring groups other than amino-acyl groups. The record is from RefSeq and is a predicted model, not a curated record.